GAAACGGAAAAUCACAGUGGGAUGGUCUGAUGCAAAGACAUCCAAACCACAGUCAGAGCUUCGAUAUCCUGCAACCUUGCUGAUCUCCUGUGUGGGUGUGUGUCUGUGUUUGUGUAUAACUGUGUGUAUGUGAUGGCAGACUACUGUCUCAAUAAUUCUGAACACAGUUGCUGCUGUCUGAUCUUCAGGAAGGAAAAACUAAACCAUUUCUCAAAAGAUCUGAAUUUCUUUUAGGAAAUAUUAUGUGUCCCUACCUGUGACAUGCAAGCAUUUAGUGCGGAAAGGUGUGAUCUGUAUGUAUUUCAUAAAUAGCAAACCUAAACGGAAUUAUCAUUUUUUUUUUCACUUUAUUAUCUAUCAUUUUCAGUGAAUUUUACUUUUUUUAAAACUUCAAAUAGUUACCAACCAUUUAGUUGGCAUCGUGUAUAGAAUUUCACAACGCACAAACAUUGAAGAGCAUUCACAUAACCUCGCGCUCUGCCCUACUGAUUGUUCACACGCUGCUUCGGAGUCGGUGAGAGGCGCGCGGUGGCAUUCACCCGGUGAUAAGUGUCACCGCAGUUUCCUGCUCACCCUGUGCAUUCGCGGAGGCACACGGACCAAGGCGGAGAGAGCGAAAAGGGGGACGGGCGACCGAAGGAACGAGGACAGCCAAGUGACUGUGUGUGUAUGUGGGGAGAAGAACUGACUAACAGACAUCCGCUCAAGCAGCAUCUGAAUGGCGGGUCCUCUAAUGCAUUUAAGCACCUAACAGUUUAAUUGGCGAAUUCCCGCUGGCGUAUGCCACCGGACGGUAAAUAGGCAUUUUUUUUAAUGACUGUAUUAAGCACUGCAUUAUAUCUGCGCGUCCGGUGAAAAGACUUUCUCAUAAGGAUGUGUUUACAAAGUACCGAUUUUGGACAUACGUUGUGGAUAGCGCCGUGCACUUUCGAAAGAAAACUGCAGUGAACAUAUCCCGGUCGCACUUUUGGAGCACCUCCAGUCCGCCAACCUCCGCACGUCUCCCUCUCCGGUCCGGUUCGCAAUCAUCAGGCUUUAUGGCGCGCGGAAGGAUGGAGUUGCUCGGACUGUACUUGUUACAGCUGGCUUUUAUCGGUGUUCCGAGUGGGGUGUGGUCGGGCCGGUGGGACUGCCUGCAUGCGGGGGACACGUGCUCGAGCGACGAGGCAUGCAGCCCGCGCCUGCGCACGCUGCGGCAGUGUGUGGCAGGGGGUGGCAGCGUCAAGCUGGGCCCAGGGGCGCGCAACCACUGCGAGAACGCCGUCGCCGCCCUCAUGGCCAGCCCGCUGCACCGCUGCCAGUGCAAGAGGGGGAUGAAGAGGGAGAAGAACUGCCUGAGCAUCUACUGGAGCCUGCAGCAGACCGAACUGCACGGGUUCAGCUUGGUGGAAUCCUACCCCUAUGAGCCUAUGGAGAGAGGAAACGAUUACGUACGUUUGGCAUCCAUUGCUGCAGAGUCUGAGGUCAGCAUGACGACUGUCAACCGUUGCCUGGACGCGGCAAAGGCCUGCAACGUGGACGAGGCGUGCCAGAAGCUGCGCACGGAGUACGUGUCAGCGUGCAUCGGCGCCUCGGCAUCGGCGCGCGGCGGCCAGCAGCCCUGCAACCGGGCGCGCUGCAGCAAGGCGGUGCGCAAGUUCUUCGACCGCGUGCCGCCGGAGCACACGCACGAGCUGCUCUUCUGCCCGUGCCACGACACGGCCUGCGCCGAGCGCCGCCGCCAGACCAUCGUGCCCACCUGCUCCUACGAGGAGGGCCCGGCCACCGACAAGCCCAACUGCCUGCAGCAGCUGCGCGUCUGCGGCGCCGACUACGUCUGCAAGUCUCGCUGGGCUCAGUUCCAGUACGACUGCCAGCCCUCCGAACUCAGCGCCAGUGGCUGCCAGCACGAGAACUACGGCAACUGCCUCGUCGCCUACACCGGCCUCAUAGGCAGCACCAUCUCUCCUAACUAUCUGGACAACACCACGUCUAAUGUGGGGCCCUGGUGCUCGUGCUCGGCCAGUGGCAACCACCGGGAGCAGUGCCACGACUUCCUCAGCUUCUUCCAUGACAACAUCUGUCUGAAGAAGGCCAUCUUUGGUUUUGGGAAUGGGACGGACAAGAAAAAUGGACCCAACCAACCAGGCGCGACCAACCUUGCAACCACCCCGACAACCAACAGUCACAACCAUCGACGGACAACAGUUAGCACCACAACUGCCAUUGCCAUGGAAACAGAGCAGAACAUCCUGAGUGCUCAGAUUCCUACACAGCUGAAUGAGAGGGGCAGAUUGUGGGGAGACGACUCUUCACCUCCAUCGCCAGGUCUCCCGGACAACAGCGCUGACUCCGCCUAUGGCCCCCUCAGCACCUGGCCCCUCCCUCUCCUGCUCCUGCUUUGGUUUCACUGAGGCACCAUGGGAUACGAUGACAGCACACACCAGUAGACUGGGAAGAGCAUGGGAAAACCGAAGUGUGUGUGUGUGCGUGUGUGUGUGUGUGUGUGUGUCUCGCAUUCACCUUCAUUUCAUAAUUGUCUUUGUUUGUGAACUUUUGCCUUUUCACCGCCCCUUGCGAGUACAGAAAGAGUGUGAAGAGAGGAAUGGAAGACUGUGGAAGAGUGACAAAGGAAAGUGAGAGAAAGAGAGAGAUGGCGAUUUGAGGAACUGAAGUAUUGACUGAUGCCCCAGACAGCGACUUCUUUACCUUCACUUAAACAUGAGCUUUCACCCUCACUGAAGCAGGCAGGCAGACACACACACACACACACACACACACACACACACACAGACAUACACACACACACACACAAACACUACACACAUAGACAUAUGUAUACAAAGCUAUCCAGUGGGAACAGUUAUACAUUAUUGUCAGCAUUGGUGUAUAUAUUUGUGUGUGUGUGUGUGUGUGUAAGAGAGAGAGAGAGAGGUGGACUCAAAGGCAGCUCACACUAAAGCAAUGGACAGUUGUAGAGUGUGUCUUAACUCUCUCGCUACUGUACAGAAUUACUUUUUCUAAAGUUGCUCUAAUCAUUUUAGAUGUUUUAUUUUUCAUGUGAUGAGAUAUUAUGUAUCGGCUCGGGCACCAGUGUAUUCACCAAGACAGGUCCAGACAACGUGAUCUUGUAUCCAUACACACACGCAGACACACACAUGCAGACACACACACAUGUCACAUGCUAGCAUCUAUGUGUUUAUGUUGCCCUACACAAAUGUAUUGACAUGUGUUGUUGAUGGCGAGUGUCUUUGCGAGGUCCCUCUUGCACAGGCAAGGGUGAGGAUGGACUCACCAGUGGCUCUGAAGACAAAGGCUAUCUAUUUUCAUAAAAACCCAACCCCCUUCUGUCUAAAUGGUUGCAUCACCUCUGAACCUAGGAUUAAAAACACUGCAAAGAGGGGAAAAUCACACUAGCACACACCAACACGCUGCAACCGUUUGAAUACAUUAAGUGUGUUAAUGACUUCAGAGUUUUGAGCAUCGACUUUGAACGGGGGUGAUUUAUUUAAGAUGUGAAGCUGAGACAGCUACUGAUUGUAAAGCUGAAAGUGAGAUCCUUGUGUGAAGUGCCCGGGUGUCUGCUUGAAGAGGGGGAAGAAGGGAUUCAGAUUUGGCUCGGCUCGGCUAGACAGAUCUGUAAUUGCACAAACAUGGAUGGUAAGCAAGGAUGGCCGCCUGGGAGACCUGUACACAAACAACGAGGAGAGUGGCGGAGCCUCGCAGAUGCAGCGGAUUUACCGUGAGAAAUGAGAAAUGACUCAACCACAUUCCAUAGCGUCGCUGGGAUACGCUUAACACUGGGGUAGUUGACGGCAUAUUGGAGGCGAUGAGCGAAAAAGGGAAAAAAAAGAGAAAGAAGAAAAAAACAGCCUCAAAGACUUCACAUUCAUGCCCACGCGAAGAGAGUGACUGACUGCUUAAAUUCCUCGCCUUUUUUUGUUGUUGUUGUUGUUGUCGUUCUUUCGUUCAGUCGUCUUGUGGUGAACCUGAAGAAAAAGCACAGACAGAGUUAGAGAGACAGAGGCACAGCCACGAUCACCUCCUUCUUUCUGCUCACCAUCUGACACAUACUGCUGUCAUCAUGGAAACGACCGCACCGACCCCUGGAUCCCCGGGGGGGUCAGGCAGGUAGGAUGCAACGGAAUCCUCCAGUGCAACUCAGUCGGUGAUUGGACAGCUGAACAGAUACCGUAUUUCCUUCCUGAAUCUCAGAAAGACUCAAUUUCCCAUGAGGAAGCACAAAAGGGGGGAGGGUCUCUCAUAUAACAACCUCCUCCCGCUCCAUAGACUUCUGUCCAAUCAGAUUCACGUGGUCAGUAGUGUGUGAGGGAAGAGUGUGUGGAUUUGGUAUCUGUUAUCUCCUGAAAAAUAAAGCUGCCAGAUGAUAAUAUACAAACAAAAA
Molecule: messenger RNA, 4384 nt
Organism: Clupea harengus (Atlantic herring)
Lineage: Eukaryota; Metazoa; Chordata; Actinopteri; Clupeiformes; Clupeidae
Gene: gfra4a
Product: GDNF family receptor alpha 4a
Biological process (GO): nervous system development
Cellular component (GO): external side of plasma membrane; signaling receptor complex
Molecular function (GO): signaling receptor activity
Source: RefSeq, a predicted model, not a curated record